Messenger RNA from Linum trigynum, 3544 nucleotides. NCBI's taxonomy places the organism in Eukaryota, Viridiplantae, Streptophyta, Magnoliopsida, Malpighiales, Linaceae. The record is from the annotation of a GenBank genome assembly.
AAUCAUACUACCAUAAUAUGAUCAUUAUCAUGAGGUGGUAUUAUUUGUAUCAGCAAUGACAAGAUGCGAAGUUUAUAGGUUUUUAUGGCCACGUAGUUUGUACCGUAAUCCAAAUCAUAUUAGUAUAAAACAUAUCAUAAUGAUCAAAUCAGAUUGGGAUACAAAUACAAUAAUACAACCAAUGAUGUACUAAUUCAUAAAGAGAAGUAAAGGGAGGGACCAAAGAGCAAAAUAAUAAGAGAAGGGUUGUACAUAUAUUGCAUGGCUGCCAAAACAAGGGGAGCUGAACCAGACAGUUCCUCCUCUCUGACAAUGGCUGACGUUUUUUAGUAGUAAAUUGGGAUUGCUAAAACUGGCUGUUCUGGUUCUGUUUUAUAUAUGGCAAAGAUUUCCCAAGAUUUUUGAGAUGGGCCUAUUGUUAGUACACUUCAUAGGUUGUUUCUGGUACUAGAAAAAAUAAUAUAAAUAUACAAAAAGGAAAAAAAUGAAAUUGAAAAAUAUCACUGCACAAAUCUUUUUGGUGAGGACCAUCAAACUUGAAAAAUAUGAAGAAAAUCAUGAAUAUAUAUAGAUAUAAAUAUGGUAUGGUGAAUGGAUAUAAAUACAGUAACUAAACAUAUAUAGGUUUGUGUGUUUUCUCUUGUUAGCAAGUUGAAACACAUGUUGUUCUUGAAAUUAGACUUCCUUCGAUGGAAUCAUUCGAAUAAUUAUCGGUAUUCUUAGUUGCGAAGAAUUUAAUUAAUUUGAAGGAAUGGUAUUUAAAGUGUCUCGAUGUUGUUUAUCGAUGACAGUGAGCAUUAUAUGCACGAGCAUGUUGUUGGUUCUGAAAGAGUUUUAUAGUCCACUUUUUGUGUAUGACCUAUAUAGAGAUAGUUAUUUUAUCAUAACAUAAUUGGUAUUUUUUGUACCUAUUUUAAUUAGAUGAGCUCAUGUUCACACUUGUAAUUAUUUUGGUAUAAAUACCCUUAGAUUGGAAUGUAAUUGGUUUAUCAAUUUGGUUAAUUUGCUUGAUUAGCAUUUGUACCAGAUGACACCGCUAAAUCUUACGAUCUAGUAAAUUCCAAGUUUUUCCUCCAACAAUCUAUGAUUCUUACUACGCGAUCCGAACGGUAUUAUAUCAUGGCGACCUUCCACAAACACAGCAAAAGUCAUUGACCACAUUGGUUUAAAAAUUAAGUCAUUUUGAAUCUUGAUCAUCUUACAUACUACCCUAUUUUAGUACUACAUAUCAAUUUAAUUAAAAAAAAAAAAUAAGAACAGAGUAGAUAAACUCAAACAAAAUAUUUACAUGCUGCUAACGAUCAGAGAAUCUUUUUUGUGAUUAGAUUGAGAAUGUCAAAGAGUAUCCACCUAAUAAUAAUUUAGAAAUAAUAAUAAGCUUAAGUAUCAACUAUCAAGUCGCCAAAUAGAUACACAUUCUCUCGAUUUUUGAUUACUCUGUUUUUUUUUUCUUUUCAUUUUUGCCUCUUCUCUCUCCCUCUCUGCCACAUUGUCCUCCUAGAAAACGAUCUUCAAUGGAGCCUUAAAACAGGGGAGAUCGAUUGAGAUGAUCUUUCCAUCCCUUUCCAACCUCACAAUAUCUCGCCAAUUAAAAAGAAAAUUAGAUUUUCCCCCCAUUUUCUUCGUUGCUUGUUUUUUUUAGAUUCGUGGGGGAUCGAUCUUGAUUCACAUCGAUUCUUCCAACUUCAUCUGAGUUUUCUCUCUGCUUAUUUAAAUGGUAGAUUUUCCCCACUCGGGAGCAGCUUGAGAAAAGGAAAACAGAGUAAAAGUUCAAUGUGUACUACCGCCGGCAACGGCGGCGCCGGCGACGGAGAGAGUCCAAGUGCUAGUAGCUGUUGGUUGACGAAGAAGACGGCGCCGUCCAAGAAACAGAGAGUGCCGAAGCGAGGCCCCGGCGUGGCUGAGCUGGAGAAGAUCCUGCGAGAACAAGGAGACCAUAAAAAGGCCACCACCACCAGUGACGUGGCGGUGGUUCCUCCACCACCUCAUCCGCCGUCGCCACCUCCGGCGGCGGCGGCGUGUUCUUCACUUCCGUCUUCUCCUCCUCCUCCUCCUCUGUCAAGCUCUGCCUCUAAAACCCCUGCUUUUCCUCCAAGGUCGCAACUUUACAGCUUUCUACCACAACCCACGAGCUGGAAUCCCGGCGAGAGUAGCCACGAUGCUGGAAAUUGCAGCAAAUCGGAAUUUCGGUUCCCUUUCUCUCCACUUUUGGGGAGUAAUGGAUCCUCUGACCAGCAAGCGGUUCCUUCCCCUGUUUUCUUUCAAAGGAGCCAGCAACAUUCCUCCUGCCCCGCCAUGAUGAAUUUGUUCCCACAGAAUUCUUCAGCAGCAGAGCCCCCUUCAAACCAAACAGCAUUGUAUCGCCGGUCCCCUGUUUCAUGGCCAGAGGAAGAUACACCUAGCAUGGUUGGGACAAAGAGAUCGUGUCCGUACACCAUGGAUAUACCUCAAAUCCCAGUGUUCCGCUACCAAGUUCCUUCCUAUUUACCUCAAGUGACCGAAUCAGUCUCGACAUUUUCACUGGGUAGCCACUACAACGCAAAUUACAGAGGACAGAGUUCUUCUUAUCCCAACGACGAGCAGAGUUCGAGAAGAUGGAGUGGGAACAGUAACAGUAAAGAUCCAGCUUUUGCAGAAGGACAGGGCGGUUUCGUCUUACUAGGCUGUCCAACAACAACUCGCAUUUCUAAACAACAGCACUUGAACAUCAAUCCUCCGACGCCAUGUCAGGAAAUGAAGAAAACCAUGGACCGUCCAGCGAACAAAUUACCUUUCUACAGCUUUAUAGUUCCCGAAGAUGAAGGAGGGCAGCAGGAGAUGGAUCAAGCCGAGACAGAGUUGAGUUUCGUGAGUGGAAGGGAAAUGACAAGAGGAGAUGAGGGUCUUGAUCUCAGCUUGAAGCUGUGAUGAGCAAUGGUGUGGGGUAAGUUGCAGAGUCUCUAGAGUAGAGAAGAGGGUGAAUUAGUUGGGUUUGGCUCCACGGACAGCAGGGGAAGACAGAGGUUGAAAUUCCGACAGGAUUCUGGUGGCGGACAGAGGAAACUGUCCUUUUGUUUCAGGUGGUUUCGGUAGGACAUGUUGAAUUGUACCACGGAUUGUGUGCAGCAAAUUGUUGCAGUGAUUAAGAGAGAGAAGCUAGGGAGUGUGUAAUGUUUUCUGCAAGCAUCAGGGAUUCAGGGUAACUGAAAUGUAGGUAAUGCAGAGAGAGAGAGAGGGAGGUUUGGUGAACGUUAAUCAUGAUUGUGGAGACAACUUUGUAGAUGAGCUAAACCUAAUUAGUGAGAUUAGAUAUAUAGCUUGCUUCUCUUCCUUGCUUUCUCGUUUCACACGAGGUUUGUGAAAUCAUAUCGUACUAACAUUAGACCAUAAAACUACCCUAUGAAACGGUUGAACCUGACAAAUUCUAAGCUCGGUUUUGCAUGAAGUACAAAUUAAUCUCGAGUAGAAACAUAAAAAAAGCAAACAAAAACUCAAUACAAACCACAUCCAUCAGGUUAACCGCGUAGUUUACCAUUAUCUAACUGAAUACAACAAUCUAAAAUAG